AUGACCGCGUCGUCGUCCGAAUUGUCGUCCGAGUUGAAGCAUGUCGAUCCCGAACAAGAGCAGGACGCCUCCCUCACGGACGAAUGGGGACCCACCGUCCUUCACUCCACAAAAGCCCUCUUCGAAGUCGGCGACGUCUUCUUCUAUUCUGUCGUCAUUGCCAUCUUCUUUGGCUCCCUCCACACCUACGGCGAGCGAUUCUGGUCCCAUAUCCUCGCGACCUACUCAAAACCCGUCAUCAUCCUCGGCGGAUCCUUCAUCGUCUCCCAAGUCGGCUUCUGGUUCUGGGUCUCCCUCCUCGCCAUCCUCGACCUCUACCAAUUCCCAAAGUCAUUCUGGAGGUUUUAUAAGAGGAUUCACAAGCAGCACCAUCUCUUCACUGCGCCCAUUGGUAUCGCCGCGAUUUAUUGCCAUCCUUUGGAGCAUUUCAUGUGCAACUUGUCGCCUUUGUUGCUGGGACCUGUUGUCAUGAAGUCGCAUGUCUUGACCCUCUGGCUCUGGAUCACCAUCGGACAAACGAAUGCGAUCAACUCGCACUGUGGGUUCCAACUGCCAUUGUUCCCGUCGCCGUUGGGACAUGACUACCACCACGAGGUGUUCAAUAAGAACUAUGGUCCUGUGGGCGUGCUGGACUGGUUUCAUGGAACAGCAGGCACUCGCGAGAUGGCAGAGGAGAAAAAGCGGCUCCGUGCCGCUGCGGCUGCUGCAGCUGCUAAGAAGCAACAAGCAGAGCUCAAGCAGGAGUAG
Messenger RNA from Linnemannia hyalina, 747 nucleotides. NCBI's taxonomy places the organism in Eukaryota, Fungi, Mortierellomycota, Mortierellomycetes, Mortierellales, Mortierellaceae. The record is from the annotation of a GenBank genome assembly.